Endocarpon pusillum Z07020 is the source of this 1887-nucleotide messenger RNA. RefSeq lists its product as uncharacterized. The transcript has a single exon. Lineage: Eukaryota; Fungi; Ascomycota; Eurotiomycetes; Verrucariales; Verrucariaceae. The record is from RefSeq and is a predicted model, not a curated record. The coding region runs from base 1 to 1887 and encodes 628 amino acids.
AUGCCAGAAACUGUGUCUUCAAAGUUGCACAGCAAACCUUCGCACAAAAAGGCCAUCAUAGUAAUCCCAUUCUAUGAUAUAUCCCCUGAUGAUAAAUUUUUCAAUUGUGUUCGUUAUAUCAUUACAAAGAAAGGCGUCAACCAACGGUGCGGCAACACCAUCAGUGGACCGGAUAGGGAGAAGGCCAUAAAUAUAUCCAAGGAAAUAAGAGGCCUCGCGUCUUCGAAAGACGGAUCUCUAGAAGGACGACUUAAGAACUUUGCGGAUCAUUCUUUAUGUAGGGGUCAGCAUCGCAAACAACCACGCAGCGCUAAAGCAGUCGACAUAUGGACCCAGGAAAUUCAUGAUGAGGUAUCGACCCGAACACGGCUUGAACAAGAAACGGCUAUCGUUGAGGAAAUUGAACAUGCAGUGCGGCACGUCGAGCACGUCGAGCAAGAAGAGCACGAAGAGCACGAAGAGCACAUCUCAAUCGAUCUGGAAGAUGACAAUGCAAGCACUUCGGCAUCCGCAGGUUUAGACUCUACACAAGCAAAACGUCCGACGGACGACAGUGUCACUUCUGAAGCCAUCAAGGGUGGAAAUGGUACUUUGUAUGGCAGUUCGCGAAUUCCAGCCAACAUAAAGGAAGGCCCAAAAGAGGAUAAUCACGAAGAGUCUAUAAAAAUGGACAGCCCCCUUCCCUCGCAAUCGAAAAACGUAUUCGACGCAGCUCUAGACCCAGAACCACAAUCGUCGCACAGGCCCGUAACCCGGUCUCAAACCGCGUCACUCAACACCGUAUACCUUCCCUAUUGGCUCGAACUGUCUGCUGUCACCCCAUCUGCACGGCUAAGCUCCGUUCUUGAUCUCCUGGGCAAACCGCUGCCGCCAAAUCCCAAGAACGACGGCUGGAUCUACAUCUACACACGCCCUUUUGAGCCUCACGUCGUCAAGAUCGGCCUUACUACAAAUCCUAUCCCGAAACGUGUCAAAGACUGGAGUACUCAGUGCGGCUACCUAGCAAAAUUGGAAAAUUACCCGAUUAAGACCCAACAUGCUUGGUUGGUCGAGAAAUUGGUCCAAGAGGAAUUGAGACAUGUGAGGAGAGUUCAGGAGGGAUGUAAGUGUAAGCAGCUGCAUGUCGAAUGGUUUGAGAUUAGUGUAGCGGAGGCUAAGAAGGUUGUGGAAAGGUGGAGUGUGUGGAUGAGUGAGAAGGCCGAGUAUGAGCUGACCCCAUAUGUGACGACCCGAUCAAGGACUGCCCGAUCAAGGACGGCCCGAUCGAAGACGACCCUACUUAAGACACCCCAUGACGGUCAAUGUCUUAUAUUGACGGAAAAGUGGAAGAAGCUGUUGAAGAGGUAUUGGGAAGCGCAUAUGCAAAAUACGCUAGGCAUCGAUGCCUGGGAUACGUGGUGUAGGAUGGAGGAGCCAGGACUCUCAACGAUAACGACCACAACCACUAUCACGAUCACGGCCACGACAACGACAUCUAGGCUGAUGUGCGCGCCCUCUUGCCCGGAAAGACUGGCACCAGCACCAGCACCAGCACCAGCACCAGCACCAGCACCCGCAACACCAGCACCAGCACCAGCAGCACCAGCACCAAUACCAACACUAACAACACCUUCUCUCGGCCCUGAACUGGUGCACACAACACUGCAGUUCAAGCCCACUCCAAAGAUCGGUAUCAGCAUCGACAUUGAAGAAACCCAACUUUCACUAUCCUCAACCCCCUUGCCGAGCCGAUCCUCGUCUCCUUGUCCUUCACCACGACCAGCCACCCCAACCACCGAUCACAAGACCACUUUGCCGGAAACACCCCCCAACAAGGGCACGGCCACGGCGCGCCCGACCCUUAACUCCACUUUGGGCACUCCAGACAGCGGUUACAGUAGCGCUUGA